Molecule: messenger RNA, 1918 nt
Organism: Homalodisca vitripennis (glassy-winged sharpshooter)
Lineage: Eukaryota; Metazoa; Arthropoda; Insecta; Hemiptera; Cicadellidae
Exons: 7
Coding region: 104-1918 (604 amino acids)
Source: RefSeq, a predicted model, not a curated record
UACAGUUAAUGAUGAACAGGGAGGAACUAAUCCUCAACAGGACACUUCAACACAUCAAGAAGAAAUUGAAAUUUCACCUUGGAUUGCUGAAAAUCUCAUCAUUAUGGAAGUUUUCAAUGAACGUAGUUGGAUAGACUGUCCGAAGGAGGUGAUCUUUCAAUCGGUCCGAAGUUGUCCAGCUUUGGAAGAAAUCAUCAUCGAAAAGAAAAGGGAUCCAAUUUCCAAACUGAUAACUGGUGAAGCUCUUAUUGACAGACGAGUGGUUGGCAGAGCAACCUCAUAUAUCGAGAAGUUGGUGAAAGAAAGGGCCGCUGAAGAUGCUUUGAAAAAUCUAAGGAAGUAUUGCCCUUUUAUUGAGAUAAAAAAAGAUUACUCUGGAUUAGAUGGUGGUGUGCCACAGUUUAUAUCCAAAGGAUACAAGAGCAAAGAGAACAUCUAUAGGAUUGUAGAUCCCAGUGAAGCAAGCAAUGAAUUUGAGCUGAAAAAACUGUUCAGUCAUUUCUGGAACAGCUCCGUUGAAGAUUUGUUUUUUCUGGACAACUUUACUGUGUCAGAGAGACAUCUAGUUUUGCAGUUGAGUAAGGAGCAUGGUUUCUUGGCAAGACAUUUUGGCCACAACUCUAUUUGUAUAUACAAGAAAAAAACGCCCCAAGAAAUUUAUAGCAAGUUGAUGGAUAGGAACAGCAAAGAAAAUGAGAAAUACAAAUUACACCUUCCAAAAGAAAAGCUGAAGCCUCCAGUAACUGGUGAAAGUCACACACAAGGUGAAGCUAACAGGAGAGACUUGCAAAGUCUGUUUGAUUUGAAACAAUCUGAUAAUGAAUUCUCUGGAGAAAAUUCAUCCACUCAACUAUCAUUAACACCUCAAUCACGAAUACCUCCAUUCAAACCUAAUAAAAAUAUGACUAUUAUCAACCAGAAUUCACCAUCUGAAAGAUUAGAGACUGUGCCAAGUACAUUUAGUGAAAGAGAACCAGUAAAUAGUGAAAUGGGAAACCCAAAUGAAAGAAUUGAAAUCUCCACCGAAGUAUCAAGAAAUGCUGAAGGAGAGUUAUGGCAGAGACGGAAGUAUAGUUAUCAAGACAAACGGACGUAUAGUGCAGCGGGUUUUGAUGAUGGUGCAGAAUGUUUACCACCCAAAUUAAGUCACAAAUCUAAAGAUGUCAGAGAUUCCAUGCAACUGAGAAAUCAGAUUAAAUUUGAGGGCGAACAAAGAUGGCAGGAAACAGAACUUAAUUUGUCCACACGUCUUGAUAACAGUUCAAGUUUUUCCAACUCAGGAACAAAAAAAGAAGACUCAAAUCUUGACAGCAAUACAUUAUAUAACAGUGAAGUAGAUGUUUGGAUGGAAACUGAAUCACCUAUGCCCUCUCUAUCGAGCAUUUCAACAGAAAGUCGAAAGAUUGCUCAACCAGUGAAUCCUGUUAAAGAGUUAUUUAAGAAUACUAACCCUGAACCACAAUUUAUUAAAAUGGGCAAGACUUCCAGAUAUCUAGAAGGAACCGAAGGAUGUCUCAACCAGAGUAUAGAAGAAGUAUCUGCAAAUAAUCGAAUUUCCAGUGACUUGGGUUUGACAGAAUCUAGUCAUCAGCAUACUAAUAACGUGCAAUCAUUCAACCAACAAUCUAAUUGUUCUAAUCAAGAUAAAGCAUUGGAUUUAAAUAGCAUAAUUCAACAGAUGGAAAAACAGUUAAAGGAAAGUAGCUCACAAUUUAAAAGCUCAAGCCAAUUUAAUAAGGUUGAAAAACAGUUUGGUAAAGAAGCACAAACUUUCUUAUCAGUGGAAAACAGGAUAGACAGAGAAUCAGCAGGGGUUAAUCGUUCUUCUAGAGAACCCAGUAGGACCCAGAACAAACCACACAACACAGAAAAAUAUGUUGGAAAACCAACCACCAGUUUUAUCCCAUCCAUUUGUUAA